AGAGAAUUUCCCCAGCUCCAAUGUAAACAGAGCGGGCAGGGGCCCUGAUUCACUGGCCGCUGGGGCCAGGGUUGGGGGUUGGGGGUGCCCACAGGGCUUGGUUUGUGGGGUUUGGGGGGGCAGUAGGUGAAAGGAGCCUGGUUUGUGCCUGCCUGCUGGUCGGCCAGCAAGGAGACGGCCCACUCAGUGGGGAAGGCUGCCGGUUUGGUGGCCCUAGGCCUCGUGGCCCCAGUGGUGGCGGAGCCAUGGUUUCUAAACUGAGCCAGCUGCAGACGGAGCUCCUGGGGGCCUUGCUCGAGUCCGGCCUGAGCAAGGAGGCCCUGAUCCAGGCGUUGGGUGAGCCGGGGCCCUGCCUGCUGGCUGGAGAUGGCUCCCUGGACAAGGGGGAAUCCUGCGGCGGCAGUCGGGGGGAACUGGCUGAGCUGCCCAAUGGGCUGGGGGAAGCGAGGGGCUCCGAGGACGAGACGGACGACGAUGGGGAAGACUUCACGCCGCCCAUCCUCAAAGAGCUGGAGAACCUCAGCCCUGAGGAAGCAGCCCACCAGAAAGCCGUGGUGGAGACCUUGCUGCAGGAGGACCCAUGGCGCGUGGCCAAGAUGGUCAAGUCCUACCUGCAGCAGCACAACAUCCCACAGAGGGAGGUGGUCGACACCACCGGCCUCAACCAGUCGCACCUGUCCCAGCACCUGAACAAGGGCACCCCCAUGAAGACGCAGAAGCGAGCCGCCUUGUACACCUGGUACGUCCGCAAGCAGCGAGAGGUGGCCCAGCAGUUCACCCACGCAGGGCAGGGUGGGCUGAUUGAAGAGCCCACAGGUGACGAGCUGCCAACCAAGAAGGGGCGGAGGAACCGUUUCAAGUGGGGUCCGGCCUCCCAGCAGAUCCUGUUCCAGGCCUACGAGAGGCAGAAGAACCCCAGCAAGGAGGAGAGAGAGGCAUUGGUGGAGGAGUGCAACAGGGCGGAGUGCAUCCAGAGGGGGGUGUCCCCAUCGCAGGCCCAGGGACUGGGCUCCAACCUCGUCACGGAGGUGCGCGUCUACAACUGGUUUGCCAAUCGGCGCAAGGAAGAAGCUUUCCGUCACAAGCUGGCCAUGGACACAUACAGUGGGCCGCCCCCAGGGCCAGGCCCGGGCCCCACACUGCCUGCCCACAGCUCCCCAGGCUUGCCCCCACCUGCCCUCUCCCCCAGUAAGGUCCACGUUCCAGGUGUGCGCUAUGGACAGCCAGCAACCAGCGAGGGGGCGGAAGUGCCCUCAAGCAGCGGUGGUCCCUUGGUGACAGUGUCUGCUUCCCUGCACCAAGUGUCCCCCACGGGCCUGGAGCCCAGCCACAGCCUGCUGAGCACCGAUGCCAAGCUGGUCUCAGCAACUGGGGGUCCCCUGCCCCCUGUCAGCACCCUGACAGCCCUGCACAGCUUGGAGCAGACCUCCCCAGGCCUCAACCAACAGCCCCAGAAUCUCAUCAUGGCAUCACUUCCUGGGGUCAUGGCCAUUGGGCCUGGUGAGCCUGCCUCCCUGGCCCCCACGUUCACCAACACAGGUGCCUCCACCCUGGUUAUUGGCCUGGCCUCCACUCAGGCACAGAGUGUACCAGUCAUCAACAGCAUGGGCAGCAGCCUAACCACCCUGCAGCCCGUCCAGUUCUCCCAGCCGCUGCACCCUUCCUACCAGCAGCCACUCAUGCCCCCCAUGCAGAGCCAUGUGGCCCAGAGCCCCUUCAUGGCCACUAUGGCCCAGCUGCAGAGCCCCCACGCACUCUACAGCCACAAGCCUGAGGUGGCUCAGUACACCCACACGGGCCUGCUUCCGCAGACCAUGCUCAUCACCGACACCACCAACCUGAGCGCCCUGGCCAGCCUCACACCCACCAAGCAGGUAAGGCCCAGGCCCUCCUGGCCCCUUGCUCAGGCCCCUCCCAGAGAGCACCUCUGUGGGGCUCAGGAGGCUGCUGUGUUCCCCCAGGUCUUCGCCUCGGACACCGAGGCCUCCAGUGAGUCCGGGCUGCAUACGCCAGCGUCUCAGACCACCACCAUCCACAUCCCCAGCCAGGACCCCGCCGGCAUCCAGCACCUGCAGCCAGCCCACCGGCUCAGUGCCAGCCCCACCGUGUCCUCCAGCAGCCUGGUGCUGUACCAGAGCUCCGACUCCAACAAUGGCCACAGCCACCUGCUGCCAUCCAACCACAGUGUCAUCGAGACCUUCAUUUCCACGCAGAUGGCUUCAUCCUCCCAGUAACCAUGGCGACCGCCUCCCAGGGGCUGGGCCCUGCCUGGAGCCUGCAUGGCCUGCUUGGGGGGUGACUGGGACAUCUGCGCCUGUGAAACUGUCACUGCCACAGGACAGCAGUCUGCCCUGGAAAAUUGUGCCUUGGUCCCUAUUCUGCUCUGUCAGCGUCUUAGAAGGGGUUCCAGGGUUCCCUGACCCCAGGAGGGCUAAUUCUGUCCACAAGAGGGGACUGUGGAGAGCUGGGAAGCAGAGCAAGACAUAGAAGGGACUGUUCCUGAUUCUCAGGGUCAAAUCUGUCACUUGGAACAGAAGAGAGCAGCCUUUGGACUCUGGUGCUCCCAGCCUGUACCCAUGGAGAGCCCUGGAACUCCCAAGGGAACCACACUUCUCAGGACACGAGGCUGUGCAGCUGUGACUCACUGAGCUCCGAGAAGCUCAGGGUCAAUGUGGCCCCACUCUGUCCUCUGUGUCCUCAUCAGUCCCCUCACCCUGCUCCCCUUCCAGCUGUAGGCUCACAUGCCCAUUUGUACCAACCCUGUCCCCCAAUGACGUGAGCUUUCCCCAAGUGGCUACUCUGAUGCCCGCUGCCGGGAGAGCUCAAGCUAGCAGUGACCGCAUGCACAGUUCUCCAGCUUCUCUUGUCCUGGACCAUCCCUCUCCCUGGUCUCUAAGAUGGCCAGUUUUCUUGGCUGUUCUUUCCCUUGGGUAUCACACCUUCUAAUGCCAGCCUGGCAUCUUGCCUCUAUGGGAAAGUCCCCCUCAGGGUUAGGAAGUCAUCCCUGCCCCAUGGGAGCCUUGCGAUUGCGUCUGGUUCUGUCAGGAUUCUGGGCAGCAGCGCUUCUGGCCUGUGGGGCCCCGCAGCACCUCCCUGGUUUGGGGGAGAAGCCGCUAAGCUCAGAGGGCACCAAGGCCUGAGCACGUGGCAGAGCUGAGGUGCCCAGAGGGAGGAGGGGAAGAUCUAGGCAGUUCACAGCCACACCCAGGAGCCUGAGGUCCCGAGUGCCGCCAGGAGAGGCAAGGCAGCUGUGUUAACCCAGCGCCCCAUGACCUCCUCCCCCUGGGGCUGCCACACCUCACCUGGCCUUGCAGACCACUCCCACCCUGGGACUGAGGACAGGGCCGGGGAAGAACCAGCGCCCCCUGCAGCUUGCAGCUAGCUAAGGGCGAACCUGUACAUUUAUUUAACUUUUAGUAAAGGAAAUGAGGAACGGA
Messenger RNA from Lutra lutra (Eurasian river otter), 3437 nucleotides. RefSeq names its product HNF1 homeobox A (gene HNF1A). Bases 246 to 2234 code for a protein of 662 amino acids. Gene Ontology annotation, cellular component: nucleus. Gene Ontology annotation, biological process: pancreas development; liver development; regulation of transcription by RNA polymerase II. The record is from RefSeq and is a predicted model, not a curated record. The transcript is spliced from 9 exons. NCBI's taxonomy places the organism in Eukaryota, Metazoa, Chordata, Mammalia, Carnivora, Mustelidae. Gene Ontology annotation, molecular function: DNA-binding transcription factor activity, RNA polymerase II-specific; RNA polymerase II cis-regulatory region sequence-specific DNA binding.